Molecule: messenger RNA, 3292 nt
Organism: Pollicipes pollicipes
Lineage: Eukaryota; Metazoa; Arthropoda; Thecostraca; Pollicipedomorpha; Pollicipedidae
Product: protein trachealess-like
Biological process (GO): regulation of transcription by RNA polymerase II
Molecular function (GO): DNA-binding transcription factor activity, RNA polymerase II-specific; protein dimerization activity; RNA polymerase II transcription regulatory region sequence-specific DNA binding
Source: RefSeq, a predicted model, not a curated record
UCGCCGUUGACACCGCACCAUGAUGCAGCCCGGAGACAGCUUCCCGGGCAGCCACCACUCGCUGCACCCGCACUCGCAUAUGCCCAUGGAUCUGCAUAUGGCGCAGGGCUUCCAGUACUACCGGUAUGGCCACGGUACACCGCAGGACUACCAUCUGGCUGCAGCCGGAAAGCCGACCGUGGAGGAGCUGGCCGUCGCCCAGGGAGGCGUCAACUCACGAUUACACUGGUCUCCAGAGAUGAUGCAGCCGGCGCAGUCAGGCAUUCUAGAGAUCCGCAAGGAGAAGUCGCGCGACGCGGCCCGCUCGCGCCGCGGCAAGGAGAACUACGAGUUCUACGAGCUGGCCAAAAUGCUGCCUCUGCCCGGCGCCAUCACCUCUCAGCUGGACAAGGCGUCCAUCAUCAGGCUGACCAUCAGCUUCCUCAAGAUUGGCGAGUUCAGCAGCCAGGGCGACCCUCCCUGGGCGCGCGAGCCGCCGCCCAACAAACUGUACAAAAGCUCUCACCUGAGGUCACUCUCGGCUGUUGCAGGCUCUCACCUGAGGUCACUCUCGGCUUCUCUGGACGGGUUCGCGUUCACGUUAGCGACUGACGGAAGAUUUCUGUACAUAUCAGAAACAGUGUCCAUUUACUUAGGAUUGUCACAGGUGGAGAUGUGCGGCAGCAGCAUCUUCGACUACAUCCACUCUCAGGACCACGCCGAGUUCGCCGAGCACACGGGGCUGACACUGAGCAACGGCCGACCUCUGGCCUCGCCCGGCGAGGAGAACGCCGGCCCGGUCGGCACCCACAACCCGGACGUGAACGCCAUCAUGACGAUGGACUCCAACAGCGGCUUCGAUGGUCUGGAUCGGGCCAUCUGCGUGCGGAUGAAGUCGACGCUGACGAAGCGCGGCUGCCACUUCAAGACGCCGGGCUACCGGGUGGUGCUGCUUCAGUGCCGGCUGCGGCCGCAGUACGCCUUCUCGCACAGUCGCAAGCCGUCCUCGCCCAACCUGAUGGGUCUGGUCGCCAUGGCGAUCGCGCUGCCGCCGCCCAGCGUGAACGAGGUUCGGCUGGACGCCGACAUGUUCGUGACCCGGCUCACGUUCGACUUCCAGAUCGCGCACUGCGAGCCCAAGGUGUCCGACAUGCUGGACUACUCGCCCGAUGACAUGACUGGCCAGAGCCUGUACACCCUCUGCCACGGAGCGGACGUCUACCUGCUCAGGAAGGCGCACGUGGACCUGCUGAACAAAGGACAGGUGCUGACCAACUACUACCGCCUGCUCAACAAGUCGGGCGGGUUCACCUGGCUGCAGACCUGCGCCACGAUCGUGUGCAAUAACAAAAACGCCGAAGAGCAGAUGAUCAUCUGUGUCAACUACGUGAUAUCCCGAACGGAGCACGACGGCGUGUUCAUGGACGGCUCCCAGGUGGCAGGCAGCGUGCAUCUGAAGCCGGAUGACGGCAGUGGCCACGCAGCUGACGGGUCGGACAGGCCUGAUGGCAGCAGUGCGGCUUCAGAAUCGUCGCCAGGGAGCAGUGAAAACGCAGGCGAGCUGCGCAUAGAUGGCGUGGCAGACUCCAAAGGUCCUGCCAAGCACCUACCGCAAGACCACACCAAAGUGAAAACCGAGACGGGCGCCGCGUUCGAGCCGCCCGAACGGCGCGAGCCGACGAGCUCAGUGAAGGAGCUCGAGUCGGCCAUGUCGAAGCACCUGCCGGGAGAGCCGACCGACUUCAGCGCCGACGCGCUGCUCAAGAACCAGCAGCGGCCGACCAUCCAGUGGAUCGGCGCCGGUGGCCAGGCGCCGGCCUCCACCCUGCUGCGCCAGCUGUACGCUAGCCGCGAGAGCGUCAUCCGCUCCAACAUUCAGGCGGCCGCCAGUCGCGCCUACUACCCAGACAUGCAGAACAUGCUGCCUACACCCCCCGGCGGCGAGGCCUACAACGAACAGUUCUACAAGUUGGCAGCAGACGGAUACGCGCUGCCGUACGGCGCCACCGCCGUUCCCACCGGCUACGAGUACCACACGAUGACGCCGCCGUCGUCCGUGUCGCCGCGGGACAAAGCGCCACACGGCGACCAGUUCGACCCGCGUUUUGAGCCGUUCAAGCCGCAGCCGUACCCGUACCUGGCCGGCCUGGAGCAGGGCCAGUUCGGGGGCGAGCCGGGCCGCCUGUACCCGGACCCCGCCGGCUUCCACCUCUACCACAGCUCGCCCAAGUCUCCCGGCAGCUACGACGCGCUAAAGUCACCCGCCUGGUACACGCCGCAGUCGUAGGACCACCGGCAGACAGCGUGGCGACAGCGGGCGCCGGCCGGCGGCGGGCCGGGCCGAGUCUCAGUUACCAGGCCGUCGGGCCGGCCGUCGUGACGCGGUCCGUUACUGGCGCUGGCCGGCCGACCGGCCAGCGGGGCGGCCCGACACACCGCCUGCCAUCGACCAGCCGCUGUGCGUGACCGCACCUGACCUGCGGUCGGUGGACCUCUGCGGAGCGCUGCUGGCCCGGCACCAGUGGCCGCGCGCCGAUGAGGGCCACGUUCGCGACGCGGUCGUUUGGCUCUGUUUCACGGCCGCUACCCGCUCCCUCAGAUAUGCACUGGGCGAGCGGCUGCCCGUCGCGGCACUGGCCCGAGUCUCAGAGCUAUCCGUCGAUCAGUCUGAUUUACACGCAUAUCAUGGUGCCAUUGUCAUUUGGCGAUCAGCGACUGUGGUUAUGGGUACACUGUCGUACAAACAGCAGAGUAUUCUUUUCCUCCUUGUUGGCGUGGCGGCCCGUUGUGGCGGGCGUCGACCGCCGCCACGCGCCCAGCCCUGGUGAGCUUACCCCACCCUGCGCGGGCGAGGUCAUUCUUUCGUUGGUCGAGCAGACGACGUCGAAGGCGCGGCAAGACGUCUUCAGUAUCUGUGAUUCCUAGUUUACGUUGUUUACCGUACUUGUCUGGGAGCGCCGCGCGCUGGUGGCGCCAGCGGAGCGCGCGGCGAGGGCGUCACGUUUCACAGGGUACGAUUCCAUAAGCGGGCGGUCUGGCCGGACGGCGUGCACGCGAAAGACACGGUACCAGGUCGAGGCGUGUAGAUACAGUAGACAAUGCGGGAUGCGCGAUGACUAUUUAUUCACGUGUAUAUAGGACAGUGAGACGUAGGUUGUUGAGUUUUGUUUUGACGGGCGGGAGGACGCGGCUCCGGUCGUCCCCGGCAAGCGCUGCCACGUAUUCACCGCUUAGUAUUGUCGUAUCCGCAUUCUUAGUCGAUACCUAGUUGUUCUCGCAAUCAUUUAAGUGUUAUCGAAAAAUAAAGCAUCGA